GUACUUGUUGCAGGAGCAGGAUGUAUACUCUGCUGUCCGGACUCUAUAAAUACAUGUUCCAGAGGGAUGAGUACUGCAUCUUGAUCCUUGGUUUGGACAAUGCUGGUAAAACCACCUUCCUUGAGCAAACUAAAACUCGAUUUAACAAGAACUACAAAGGGAUGAGUUUGUCCAAAAUCACAACCACUGUAGGGUUAAACAUUGGUACUAUCGAUGUUGGCAAAACUCGGCUAAUGUUCUGGGAUCUUGGUGGGCAGGAGGAGCUACAGUCUCUCUGGGACAAGUAUUAUGCUGAAUCUCAUGGUGUGAUCUACAUUAUUGACUCCACGGAUGAGGAGAGGCUCUCGGAAUCUAAAAGAGCUUUUGAGAAGAUGAUUACCAGCGAAGCUCUGGAAGGGGUUCCCAUUCUGGUGUUAGCCAACAAGCAGGAUGUAGAGACCUGUCUGUCAAUCCCUGACAUCAAGACAGCGUUCAGCGACUGCAUUAACAAAAUCGGGAAGAGAGACUGCCUGACACAAGCCUGCUCUGCUCUUACCGGCAAAGGAGUGAACGAGGGAAUUGAGUGGAUGGUGAAGUGCGUGGUGAGGAAUAUUCACCGGCCUCCGAGAAAGAAGGACAUCACGUAAGAAAUUCCAAGUCAGCCCAGGAAUUGGACAGUCUUUUUCCACACAGUUUUGUGUUCCCUUUAAGGAAGGUGGUCCACUGGAUUCCUAUUACACCUGAUUCUUUCC
Molecule: messenger RNA, 731 nt
Organism: Eurypyga helias (sunbittern)
Lineage: Eukaryota; Metazoa; Chordata; Aves; Eurypygiformes; Eurypygidae
Gene: ARFRP1
Product: ADP-ribosylation factor related protein 1
Exons: 7
Coding region: 21-626 (201 amino acids)
Biological process (GO): Golgi to plasma membrane protein transport; protein localization to organelle; intracellular protein transport
Cellular component (GO): Golgi apparatus
Molecular function (GO): GTP binding; GTPase activity
Source: RefSeq, a predicted model, not a curated record